UUUAAGAGCAGCUGCAUUGCCUGGAGAAUAGAUGCGCGCGCGUCAUGUAUCCGUCUCUAUCCUGCUCGCUUACGGAUCAUACAGCGAUGCGAUGCGCUGGACUCCUCCACAAAGCUCUGUCGAUGGAUCUGGAGUAACAGCACCGGCAUCAGAUGCAGUGACGCCUUUAUCUGAGUGGUUUGCCAGGGCACUGGCAUGGCCUUGUAAUGAAUGGCGACGGGGCUCCCAGCAGCCUGGAGCACUCUUCCUGCACGCUGCCCGACUGGAAGGAGUUCUGUGAGCUUCACGCUCGAGCUUCCGCCACCGAUUUUGCCUACAAGUUCCGGCGAUUCAUCAGCGAGAACCCAUGCUACGACUCGGCCGGUGCUGACGCCAGCUUCUCACAACACUUCGCUCAACACUUCUUGACCUGCUUCUCUGCCGCCCUUGACCAAGGUCCCAGCUCUCCGGGAGACUCCUCCGCUCCGAAGUACAGCAUUGUGCCCUUCGUGGGCAUACAGAGCUGCACGCUGCCCCUCAGCCACAACCUCUACCAUCGGCGCAAAGACGUGGGGGCCUCGAGCGAAUCGCUGGAUAGCAUGGACAGCGGAGGGGGCGGAGCCAGCGGACAGGAACAGCAGACCCCCACCCGUAAGAUGCCAACCGUGAGCCAAUCCAGGAGUUCGGAGGAUGUGUCAUUGGGGCGACGCAAGGCUCGAUUCAAGAAGGGCUUUUCCCUCCGCAACAUGAGUCUGAGCGUGGUGGACGGGGUGAAGGAGAUCUGGCACCGCAGGGCUUCUCCAGAACCAGACCCCUCGGGGAGCUCCAGGAGGACCAAUGGAGCCGAGUCCGUGGGGUCCGAACACUGGAGCCAGAAGCUGCGGCUGCCGCGGGGCUCCCAGGGCCAUAAAGUGGAGCUGCUGGAGAUCCAGAGGGAGGGUGCGCUCCGAUACAUGGUGGCUGAUGACACUAACUGUGUGGGGGCGGCGCAGUGGCAGAAAUGCAGGUUGCUGUUGAGGAAGACCGCUGCACAAGUGGACGCAGGAGAGAAGUUCCAGCUUGAGUUCUACGUUCCACCAAAGACAUCUAAACCCAAAGUGAGCAUCCCUCUGUCUGCUAUCGUGGAGGUGAGGACCACCAUGCCUCUAGAGAUGCCUGACAAAGACAACACAUUCGUGCUCAAGGUAGAAAAUGGUGCUGAAUACAUUUUGGAGACCAUCGACUCUCUGCAGAAGAACUCGUGGGUCGCUGACAUCCAGGACUGCAUUGACCCCGGGGACAGCGGGGAUGACAUCGAGCUGGCGUCGUGCGCUCACAGCCAGCCGCACAAGGACUUCUCGCUGGUGUCCUCCUGCAGCUGCGAGCGGCUGUGUGACGGUUCACAUCGGGAGUCCGAGCGGCUGAGCUGUGUUGCUGCUGAUCAGUCGACUGCUGGCUGCUGUCAGGAGCCGCCCGUUACCCAGCACCCCUCACAUGUCCCGCUAGAGCACUUCCUGCAGUCACCAGAGGCCCAGAACACUAACACACCAUCAGGAAGCCCAGGUGAAACCCCAAGGGAAGUGGAAGGAGAUGCCAGUUUGGCGGGUUACCCAUGGUUCCACGGGACGCUGUCACGGGUGCGGGCGGCCCAGCUCGUUCUCGCCGGCGGCGCACGGAGUCACGGUCUGUUUGUGAUCCGCCAGAGUGAGACGCGUCCCGGAGAAUACGUCCUCACCUUCAACUUCCAGGGCAAAGCCAAGCACCUGCGGUUGUCUGUGAAUGACAGCGGUCAGUGUCACGUUCAUCACCUGUGGUUCCAGACGGUGGCUGAUAUGUUAGGACACUUCCACGCUCACCCCAUCCCACUGGAGUCCGGCGGCUCCACCCACAUCACGCUACGCUCAUACGUACAGGUCCAGCGCUCGCCCACAGGUACCCAGACACACACCUGACUGCACCGCACUCUUUCCAGUGUGUGUUGGCCAGUGACUACGUACAUGUAACUAAAUUACCUCAUUUAAUUACAAAAGAAAUGUCAUCGUAAUCAGUCACAGUUACUU
Cyprinus carpio (common carp) is the source of this 2018-nucleotide messenger RNA. Its product is annotated as SH2B adapter protein 2-like. Gene Ontology annotation, cellular component: plasma membrane. Gene Ontology annotation, molecular function: transmembrane receptor protein tyrosine kinase adaptor activity. The transcript is spliced from 8 exons. The record is from RefSeq and is a predicted model, not a curated record. Gene Ontology annotation, biological process: intracellular signal transduction; antigen receptor-mediated signaling pathway. NCBI's taxonomy places the organism in Eukaryota, Metazoa, Chordata, Actinopteri, Cypriniformes, Cyprinidae. Bases 207 to 1910 code for a protein of 567 amino acids.